CCCAGACCACUGCGAUCGGUCACAAAAUCUCCAAAGAAGAGCAUAAGCAGAGCAAUGGCGUCGCACUUCAGCGGUGUUCUACAGCUGACAGACCUGGAUGAUUUCAUCACACCAUCUCAGGAAUGUGUCAAGCCUGUGAAAGUCGAAAAGAAACAAGGAAAAUCUGUGGCCAAAAUUCAGAUAGAAGAUGAUGGCAGUUAUAUCCAGGUCAAUCAGGAUGGUGGGAAACAAAAGUUAGAGAGAGCCAAGAUCACUCUCAAUGAUUGUCUGGCCUGCAGUGGUUGUAUCACUUCAGCUGAGAGUGUCCUUAUUACACAGCAAAGCCAUGAGGAGCUUUUUAAGGUGCUUCGCAACAACAAAAUAAAUGAAAAAGAGCAGAAAGUGGUUGUGGUGUCUGUGUCACCACAGUCGAGAGCAUCACUUGCUGCACACUAUGGCCUCAGCAGUAGUGAGACGGGCAGAAGACUUACCACAUUCCUGAAAAACCUAGGAGUACACCAUGUGUUUGACACUAGCUUUAGUCGCACGUUCAGUCUCCUGGAGAGCGAGAAAGAAUUUCUGGAGCGCUUCCAGAGAAAGGAACAGGAUUGCAAAGCUCUGCCAAUGCUGACGUCUGCCUGUCCAGGAUGGAUUUGUUAUGCUGAAAAGACACAUGGAGAAUUUAUUCUUCCAUAUAUUAGCUCUACUCGGUCGCCUCAGCAGAUGAUGGGAUCGCUAGUUAAAUGUUAUUUUGCUGAGCAACAGGGGCUCAGUCCUCAGCAGAUAUACCAUGUGACAGUCAUGCCAUGCUUUGAUAAGAAACUUGAGGCCUCAAGGCCAGAUUUCUACCUAACAAAUGAUGAGACUCGAGAAGUUGAUUGUGUCAUUACUUCAGGUGAGGUUCUGAAAAUGCUGGAAGAGGAAAAUGUAAGUUUAAAUGAUGUGACACCUAUGCCACUUGACAUUCUGUUCAGUAAUGUGAGUGAGAAUGAGUACUUGAGCCAUGCAGGUGGUAGCUCUGGGGGUUACCUCCAUCAUGUUUUUAUCAAUGCUGCCAAACAGUUGUUUGGAGAAGAGAUUAAGGAGCUCUCAUACAAGACUCUCAGAAAUAAAGACUUCCAGGAGAUAACUUUGGAAAGAAAUGGCGUUGUCCUGUUGUCAUUUGCUGCAGCGUAUGGUUUUCGUAAUAUUCAGAAUCUUGUACAAAAACUCAAAAGAGGAAAAUCACCCUAUCACUUUGUUGAAGUUAUGGCCUGUCCCUCAGGAUGCAUCAAUGGUGGUGGGCAAGUCAAACCUUCAUCAGGUCAAAACCCAAAGGAGCUUCUCCAGAAAGUUGAUGAGCUCUACAAAGCAGACCUUCCAGUGCUUCCAGAGGAUGACACUCAUGUGUCUGAGCUGUAUGAAACAUGGCUGCAGAGUGUAGGCAGUGAAAGAGCCAGGGAGCUGCUGCACACGCAGUACCACACAGUGGAGAAGAUGACCAAUGGACUCACUAUGAAGUGGUGAACUAACUUGACCUUAAACUUACACCUAUAAUAUAGAAAGGAAUUACGGAAACCUAUGUAACCAACAAUAUGCAUUUGUUUCUCGGAGGGGACCAGGUAAGAUCUUGAAUAAGGUCAAACAAGUGGCAGAUCCUGUGUAAAUUUGUCUCUUGUGUUGCCAUAUUUAUGAUAAAAAAAACCUAGACAAAAUAAUAUAUUUUUGAAUAAAGGUAUUUUGAAGUGCAAGGU
Molecule: messenger RNA, 1712 nt
Organism: Periophthalmus magnuspinnatus
Lineage: Eukaryota; Metazoa; Chordata; Actinopteri; Gobiiformes; Gobiidae
Gene: ciao3
Product: nuclear prelamin A recognition factor-like
Exons: 11
Coding region: 55-1485 (476 amino acids)
Biological process (GO): iron-sulfur cluster assembly
Cellular component (GO): cytosolic [4Fe-4S] assembly targeting complex
Molecular function (GO): 4 iron, 4 sulfur cluster binding
Source: RefSeq, a predicted model, not a curated record